UCCUCGAUUCUCAAACUUCAAACAAAACACAAUCAUUAUUAUCUCAUGAUCUCAUCAGCACCACUAUCAUCAUGAAGCAACGUAUUGUGAUUAACGUCCCAAUGAGGGAGGAGGAGAGUAGAAAAAAGGUCAUGAAGCUUGCCUCCGAAAUUAAAGGAGUGAGCAAAGUUGAGGUAGUAAAGGAAAGGAACCAUUUGGUGGUGGUGGGAGAAGACAUUGACUCGGUUAAGCUGGUCAACUCACUAAGGAAGAAAUUCUGCUUCGCCAACAUUCUCACCAUUCACAAUCACAAUGCAACAACAAUAACAACAACAACGUUCGACGAUGAGGUGAGGCGGCGUUCAGACAACGAAGAAGACCAGCGCUGGCCCACCCAAAUUCACUACGGAUAUCCGACCCGAACUACUUAUGAUCAACCCGGUUACUACGCGGCUUACCCGGUUUAUGAUCCGAAUCCUCCAACUCCUUGCUCCAUCAUGUGACCCGUUAAUCGUCUUCACUUAAUUAGUAGCUUUGCGUUUCCCGUUGAGUAUAUUUCGUCUCUUUGAAUCACAAAGAACAAAACAGAUUCAUCCAUGUUUUUGGAUCAUGUUUAAGAAAUUUUCAUAUACGUAACGUGAGGAACUAGUUUGUACCCAAUUCAUCAAGUUUUUUCUUCAUAUUUUGAAUUGUGAUGAUAAUUUAUUGUUAUUAGGAUAUUUAAUUAUUUUGCUUUUAGACCUUUA
Messenger RNA from Salvia miltiorrhiza (redroot sage), 725 nucleotides. RefSeq lists its product as uncharacterized. Gene Ontology annotation, molecular function: metal ion binding. Bases 72 to 482 code for a protein of 136 amino acids. Lineage: Eukaryota; Viridiplantae; Streptophyta; Magnoliopsida; Lamiales; Lamiaceae. The record is from RefSeq and is a predicted model, not a curated record. The transcript has 3 exons.